Messenger RNA from Myripristis murdjan (pinecone soldierfish), 1473 nucleotides. It is a transcript of the gene samd13, whose product is annotated as sterile alpha motif domain containing 13. Bases 311 to 637 code for a protein of 108 amino acids. Gene Ontology annotation, molecular function: chromatin binding; histone binding. The record is from RefSeq and is a predicted model, not a curated record. Gene Ontology annotation, biological process: negative regulation of DNA-templated transcription. Gene Ontology annotation, cellular component: nucleus. The transcript has 5 exons. NCBI's taxonomy places the organism in Eukaryota, Metazoa, Chordata, Actinopteri, Holocentriformes, Holocentridae.
CACUUCCCAUGGAUCAUUAGCGUCAUGUGGGCGCAGGAAGCUCAAAGCGAUGAAGACAGGCUAGUGGACUGUACUUGAGCAAAUCGCUAAUUUAUCGGGUGUACACAAACACUUCGCCUGUUGUAAAAUAUCCCAGUCAUUAGCAAACUCCGGUUCAUCCGAGGGGUGUUUGUACUUUGGACGAACUCGCAUCGUCAAGCAGGAAAUCGUCUAAAAUGAGAAGACUCCUCCAGUGAAUGCCCGACUUGGAGAGAAACGAUGGUGCUGUCCAAACUGUCAACCCACUGAGCUCUCCGGGAGAAGACAUCUAAUGAAAAAUUACUGCAACGUUACAAAUUCUGGCAUGGAUGACAAGGCGAAUGGUUCCGUUGACACCAAAAGCCCUGUGGAGAACGGCCAGCUGCCAGACCCGGCCAACUGGGGGGUAGCAGAUGUCGUCAAUUACUUCAAAGCAACAGGGUUUGAGGAGCAAGCCACUGCUUUUCAGGAUCAGGAAAUCGACGGCAAGUCCCUGCUCCUGAUGACACGUAAUGAUGUCCUGACGGGACUGUCAAUAAAGCUGGGCCCGGCACUGAAGAUCUACGAGUACCACGUGAAGCCGCUGCAAACUCAACACCUCAAGAGCAACGCCUCGUAGCACCACAGGCCGGCCCGACCACCCCCCCUACCCCCACCCCUCGAUGACAAUCAACGUGUCAGGAGACCCCAGGUUAGCUGCCGCUUCACAAAGACUCCUCUGGCCACAGUGGCACCUUAACGGGAAGACAGGAACGAUUUGAAUGCUGUAUGUUUGUAUAAGUGUGGACCCUAAAAGUGGGUUGUUCACGGGGUCCACUCAGCUGUUUACCCUUUCAGCCAUUCUUAUUUCUGCUGCUUGAAAUAUGUAUUUUAUGUUUUGUUUUUUAUUUAAAAAGAAGGAAUUCUGGGGAGGGUAUUCUGCUGGUAGGAUUUGUGAGCGUGUCUGUUUGUGUGUGUUUGUGCGUGCGAAGUGAAUUGACCUAUGUUGGUUUUAAAAAAAAAAAAAGUAUUUGUAUUUAAGAUCAUAUUAUAUAGUUGAAAAAUGUGUAUGUUCCGUCGUAUGUGAACACUUUGAUACGUAAAGAAACUUAUCUGAUGCAUCCCAUUUUGCCCUAAGAUCAGUUUUUAUGCUCUAAACUGCACAGCUGAGUCUAUAAGUUGUUCAUAGCAUGCUACAAUGAAGCAUCUCUGUUUUUCCCCAGACACGAGAAGCAGACUGAAUGCUCCAUUUUCCUGCACUCCUACUGUAUCUAGGCUAUAAGUUCUUGAUAUGGAAUAAAUUCAUGUGUAUAGACCGAAUCUCAUUCAUAUGUUCUUAACCUGUGGUGCUUUCAGCAUUGUCUCAAAGACAAGUGUAUUGAAGUGUGUGUAUGACCAAUGUAUGUCCAACGUAACACUGGAGUUUGAAUUUCUGAAGAUUUGCAAUAAACGGUGCUCUUUUCUCACCAAAGAACA